Messenger RNA from Poecilia reticulata (guppy), 3676 nucleotides. The record is from RefSeq and is a predicted model, not a curated record. Lineage: Eukaryota; Metazoa; Chordata; Actinopteri; Cyprinodontiformes; Poeciliidae.
GCAAGCGAGGAAAACCGCAGAGCUUCACCAGAAACAUGCAGUUUUUCCUCUGUAACACGUGGGAUAGUUUAUUGCCACUUCAUUGAUGUUAGCAAUAAUAAGCAAAACAGGAAAGAGCAGUGGACAUAGUGGCAGAUGUACAGAUAGUGGCGCAAGAAAAAGAACUGCAUGUGCCACAUUGCUUCUUAUCAGCACGAAAAAUAAGAUUUUAAUCAAACACACAUUAUCUGCACUGGCUUUAAAAACAUUGCUGCGGAGCAAGCAGGUCUUUGUCACUUGCCAGUGCAAACUCAUUCUUAAAUAAUUAGAAUUAAAAAAAACAUGUACAGUAAAAAGUAAAAAAAUAUAUCUUCAGUGAUGGAAAAUUUGYAUUUGCAUGACUUUAGAUUGACACCAAAUCAUUAAUCAUCAUUAUAGAGCUAUGCGGUUAUAAAAGUUAAAAGCGCCUUGCAAAAAUGUUUCCACACAUUGAGCUUGCUCACUUUAUGGCACAUUUAAACCACAAACUUCAAUGUAUCUUUUUUUAGGAGAAAAAUGGUCAUAGAAAAACUCAAAAUACAAUUGGGGAGUGGAAGAGAAAUAAUACAAAUCUUUUAGGAUGGGUUAAAUGCAAACAUCUAAAAAGUGCAACAUAAAUUUGUAUUCAUUAUUGCCAGAGUAAAGGUGGAAACUGGGAAAAAUUSCCCAAUUCUUCUUUGCGAAAUAGCUGCACCUCUGUCAUCUGCGAAAAGCAAUUUUUAAGUCCAAAAGAACAAUAAAUUAUGAAAACAAUAACACAAAUUUAUUUUUUGUAUUGUGCCUUUAUAUUUUCCAAUAGGUCAUGUUAUUUAUGGAUUUGAAUCUUUUAAAGUAUCUGACUGAUUUUCAUUUGACUUAUUCUGGUUUGUCAUGUGUCUCUUCUUGCUUAAAUUUCCCGUGUAGAAUAAAGACAAGAGAUUACGACACAAAACUUCAAGUUCACCUCGAAAUUUUCUCUACCAAAAUUUAUCUUCCUGCGCUUCCUUCCUAUAUUAUCAGUUGCAGUCUAAAGGGGUCUAAAUUAAAUCAUUAAGUAAGUUGUAUUUUGAAUAACUAUUUCUUUUAAAUGAUAAAUUUUUUAACAAUUCCUCGUAGCCGUGGGCUUGUUGACACUUUCAUUUCCGAUAGCCAUGAACGCAGCAUGAAGAGGCUCCUCCCCCGGUAGAGCGAGCGGGAAGUUCACACGGUUGCUACUUUGUAUGCGUAAACUGCACAUUUCUUAAAUAUUUCUGUGGAUUUUUAUCAUAAAAAUAGUUUAGAGGAGCUUAAACAGGACUACAGCUAUGAGCACGGAGGAGAAGAGUGUCCAUGCAUCAUCCAGGAGCUUCGGACAAUGCACCUACACGGCGGAGGAGUACCGGGCCGUGCAGAACGCUCUGCAGCAGCGGCUGGGACCCGAGUUCAUCAGCACCAGAAUGGCUGGAGGAGGACAAAAGGCAACAAACUCUGUGUUUCUUCAAAGCCGUGACGAGCAUUUUAAAGACUUCCUGCAACAAACCGCCUCUGGGGUUUGAGCUAAACGAACCUUUUUCCUGUUUUGGACAGGUCUGCUACAUUGAAGGCCAUCGCGUCAUCAGUCUGGCCAAUGAGAUGUUUGGAUACAAUGGAUGGUCUCACUCCAUUUCCCAACAAAAUGUCGACUUUGUAGACCUCAUCAAUGGGAAGUUUUAUGUUGGAGUCAGUGCGUUUGUCAAAGUGCAGCUGAAGGACGGGUCGUUUCAUGAGGAUGUGGGGUACGGAGUCAGCGAGGGUCUGAGGUCUAAAGCUCUGUCUCUGGAAAAGGCGAGAAAGGAAGCGGUGACAGACGGCAUGAAGAGAGCUCUGAAAUGUUUUGGUAACGCUCUCGGAAACUGCAUCCUGGACAAAGAAUACCUCCUUGCCAUCAACAAGAUUCCCAAACAGCCUCGUCCUGAUCUGGACCCGGCACAGACGAAGCGCUCCGAGGGCCAGCCGUCCGUAGAGAAGGCCCGCUUCUGCAGUCUGGUCAGAGAUCGAAACCCAGCGAGUGCAACAGAACCUGCCAGGAUGCCACUGGAGCCCAGAGUCCUCAAUCAGAACCAACCAGAGGACCACCGGUCCAGUUCAGCUGGCUCUGCCCCCGACCUAAAGACAGAAAACGUCCUCUCCAGGUCAGCCGCGGACGCUGCCGCCGCCGUCAUGUCCGGCCCAAACGCGGACCCCAAACAUCUGAGAAAGCUGCGGCAGCAGCAGCUGCAGCAGAAGUUCAGGAGGGAGAUGGAGGCCAAGAAGCUGCAGCAGAAACUGCAACAAGCAAAGACUGAGGAGGCGGAGGUUGCGAUGGGACAGAGAUCCACGGGAGGUGAGGACGGUGCGUCUGCGUUUAGCGACAACACAACAUCCGAUAACCAGUCAGGCGGCAGGAACACAUGUACAGACGACCCAGAACUCUGGGAUUUCACUUUGGAUGGGAUCGAGGAGCUGGACGUUCCCGCAGGCGCGUCUUCUCCCGGAGGGAGCAUGCCCAGAACGCCAGGGAGUCACCAGAUGCAGACGAGAAGUAAAACGCCUCAGAGAGCGUCGACCAGAAGCCCGAACACUCACUCCAGAACGCAGCACAACAAUCAGUACCAGGGGAGACCAGGUGAGGCCUUCAGUCCAUACAGACAAGGACAGCAGCUGAAGAAACGCCGGCUGGACACAUGACAGUUUACGCUGCGCUUAGAUUAAAACCUAUUUAUUUUCAAUAUACUCGUGUUCCUCUUGCACAGCAUUACUGCUACGUUACAAUGUUUGCACAUCAUCGAUCAAAGAAAACCGCUUCUGCUCUUAAAAGUGUUUUAAAUAGAAAAAUCGGAAUAAAAUGUUGAAAUCUUUUGAGGAGACCCUGUAAACAGACAAAUGACAUGGACAUUGUUUGUAUUUGAUAUUUUUAUUUGUUUUUACAUUUUGUACAAUGUGGAAAAAUGUACACAAAACAGACACAGAAUCACAGGAAGUCAGGAGGGAUCGGAUGCGAGUGGAACUAUGCGCCGGGGCCUUUAACAGGACGGAGGGGUCUGGGAAUUGUGUGAUCGCACAUGUAUGUUAACCUUUGUGAGCUUGUGUUGUGCAGUGGUCAAGUUGUGAAUUGGUCGUUUGUUUAUAGGAAUAAACACCCAGUAAAGCUAGCAUGCUGAUAACCUGUUGCUGAGGUUGCGACUGUGAUAUUGAUGACUGUCAGGAAAAGCAAACGAGUAAAAGAAAUACUUAUUCCGUUAUCAAAAACGUCGAAGUUAACACUUCAUCAGCAUGCAAAUGUUUCCAACACCCCUCGCUCCCCUAUAAAACGUUAAACAUUGCAUAUUCUGCAUUGCAGGAAGUCAUUUUUUUCUCUAGAGAAGUUAAACAAUUCGAUCUACAAGCAGGCGAAAGAGUCACAACAACAGCAUGGCACUGCUGCGAGGUGGUGAGGCAGCAGCUGAGUCAGCAGGAGGACUUUUGAACCUUUGUACAGCCCACUCUCCACUUAAAACACGUGCUUCUAUAAAGUUGUUUAGUAAUAAAUUCACAAAGAAAAUGUCAGCAAAACAAAACAAUCCAUGUUCCCACGAGUCAAGUAGAAAUACACAGCUGAUUACACAACCAACACAAACGUAAAUGUAGAGAGAAAAGAAACGGCACAUUUUAACUCUGCUCUUGGUUCUGUGUCUGUUUCAGC